Messenger RNA from Peromyscus leucopus (white-footed mouse), 3825 nucleotides. It is a transcript of the gene Map2k4, whose product is annotated as mitogen-activated protein kinase kinase 4. Lineage: Eukaryota; Metazoa; Chordata; Mammalia; Rodentia; Cricetidae. The transcript is spliced from 10 exons. Gene Ontology annotation, molecular function: ATP binding; JUN kinase kinase activity. Gene Ontology annotation, biological process: MAPK cascade; protein phosphorylation. The record is from RefSeq and is a predicted model, not a curated record. The coding region runs from base 619 to 1464 and encodes 281 amino acids.
UUGAGCAAAUUUUUUGUUGACUUUUUUCAGAUUUUCCUGUUGCUGCUUCUUAGGUCUAAGGAAAGACACUCAUUUUGUUAGUAAUGCCAGGAAGCAGGCAGUUUCCAUGGUAACCGACAGGCUGAGUUUACUGUGGAAAUUUCCGGAAUUAACAGAGCUGCAUUGCAGAAGGAUGCAUAGAGCAGUAUUCAUCUAGAGAGCUUCACAGCGUAUGCAGGGAGGAGCAGUUGCUGUGGAUCAGGAUAUGUGCAUGUUUAUUUUCUUGUCUAAGGGACAUUGGCAGUUUUGUGAGUGAGAGUGUGUGUGUGUGUGUGUGUGUGUGUGUGUGUGUAUGUGUGUUUGUGUGUGUUUGUAUGCUGAGAGUAAAACAACUUUGAGGCAUUUUGUAUAUCUGGUUCAUUAACCUGGAGCUUGCUUAAAGACAGGAAGGAAAAAGUGAUUUGGAAAGGAAGAUCUGCUUGGUAACGUGGGGAGAGAAUCAGAGAGAGACUGAGAACACACAGCAUUGAGUCAUCAGGAAAACUGAAGAUCUCCCCUGAACAACACUGGGAUUUCACUGCAGAGGACUUGAAAGACCUUGGAGAAAUUGGACGAGGAGCUUAUGGUUCUGUCAACAAAAUGGUCCACAAACCAAGUGGGCAGAUAAUGGCAGUUAAAAGAAUACGGUCAACUGUGGAUGAAAAAGAACAAAAACAACUUCUCAUGGAUUUGGAUGUAGUAAUGCGGAGUAGUGAUUGCCCAUACAUUGUUCAGUUCUAUGGUGCACUCUUCAGAGAGGGCGACUGUUGGAUCUGUAUGGAGCUCAUGUCUACCUCGUUCGAUAAGUUUUACAAAUAUGUAUAUAGUGUGUUAGAUGACGUUAUUCCGGAAGAGAUCUUAGGCAAAAUCACUUUAGCAACUGUGAAAGCACUAAACCACUUAAAAGAAAACUUGAAAAUUAUUCACAGAGAUAUCAAACCUUCCAAUAUUCUUCUGGACAGAAGUGGAAAUAUUAAGCUCUGUGAUUUCGGCAUCAGUGGACAGCUUGUGGACUCCAUUGCCAAGACAAGAGAUGCUGGGUGUAGGCCAUAUAUGGCACCUGAAAGAAUAGACCCAAGUGCGUCACGACAAGGAUAUGAUGUCCGCUCUGAUGUCUGGAGUUUGGGGAUCACAUUGUACGAGUUGGCCACAGGCCGAUUUCCUUAUCCAAAGUGGAAUAGUGUAUUUGAUCAGCUAACACAAGUGGUAAAAGGAGACCCUCCACAACUAAGUAAUUCCGAAGAAAGGGAGUUCUCUCCCAGUUUCAUCAACUUUGUCAACUUGUGCCUUACAAAGGACGAAUCCAAAAGGCCAAAGUAUAAAGAGCUUCUGAAACAUCCCUUUAUUUUGAUGUAUGAAGAACGUACUGUAGAGGUCGCAUGCUAUGUUUGUAAAAUCCUGGAUCAGAUGCCAGCUACUCCCAGCUCUCCCAUGUAUGUCGACUGAUACCGCUGCUACAUCAGACUUUAGAAAAAAGGGCUGAGAGGAAGCAAGACGUAAAGAGUUUUCAUCCUGUAUCACAGUGUUUUUAUUGCUCGCCCAGACACCAUGUGCAAUAAGAUUGGUGUUCGUUUCCAUCAUGUCUGUAUACUUCUGUCACCUAGAAUAUGCAUCCCUGUAAUUCCUGACUGAUCACAGUGUUAGUGCUGGUCAGAGACCUCAUCCUGCUCUUUUGUGAUGAACAUACUCAUGACGUGUGGAAGUCAGUACGAUCAAAUUGUUGACUGUGAUUAGAUCACACCUUAAAUUCAUUUCUAGACUCAAAACCUGGAGACGCAGCUACUGGAAUUGUGUUUCGUCAGACUUCCAAUGCCUGGAAGGACACAGUGGUGGAUGUACUGUCUGAACAUAGAGACUUGGGCUUGAGUGAGAAGAGCUUGCACAGCCAGUGAGACACAUUGCCUUCUGGAGCUGGGAGACAAAGGAGGGAUUUCCUUUUUUUCACCAAGUGCAAUAGAUUUCCUGAUCUGAUAUUCUGUUGCUUUACAGUCACAGUUGAUGUUUGGGGAUCAAUGUGCUCAGCCAAAUUUCCUGUUCAAAAUAAUCAUGUUAAAUUAGAAUGAAUCUAUCUUUACCAAAAACCUUGUUGCUUUCAGAGAGGUGAACAUUAAAAUACUGAGACGGGACAGAAUGUGUUCUUUGUCCUUUUCCAGCCCUGCUCUUCACUGGGAAGGUACAGGAGACUGCCACUUGUCAUAGAAGGGUGCUGCCAACUUGAUGCUCUGCCUGCCACCGACUGCCAGGACUGAACGAAGGAAGCAGUACUGAGGGCAAAGUUUACAAAUGUUUUUGAUUCUGGAGUCUUCUCCAGAACAGUGUGUAGCAGCUAUAGAUUUUCCCUUGGCCCCAAGCCUGGUACUUGAGCCAUUAUAACUCACUAACAGGGAGAAGUAGCUAGUAGCAAUGUGCCUUGAUGAUUAGAUGAAGAUUUCUGAAGGCAGCAAAACACCAAAUCACAAUUCUCUGCUUCUUGCCAGCAUGGGCCAGGUCUUCAGUUUCUAAUUCUUUCCCUUCCCCAUAAUCUGUUGUCACCACAGGACUUUUGCUCAAUCCAGUAUUUCCCCUUGUUUUUUACAUUUGGAACCCUAACAUAACCAGGGAUGCUACUUACCGAGGACUUGUAGCCCUGCAUCUCUCCUGUGCUCUAACGUUUGAAAAGCUGAGACAGCCGGCCUCAGUUGAUAUGGUAGGUAAGAAAGAGGCAGUCUGUUGGAGAGGCACUUUGAGCGGAAUGAAGAUCUGAAAUGGCAGCCUUUCAGAUAGGUGUGUCACCUGUUGGGGCCUCUACCAGUUCAUUGUCUCCCUUGGAUGUGAAAUUUUUCCCAUCUCCGCUCCCCCCGCCCGCCCCCCCCCCAGGUAAAACAUAAAGUAAGCCGCUUUAUCUCAUGUGCUGCUCGUCCUCACUUACCCUCUAGCCAGGCACUGAGCAUCAGGUUUUGCAUAGCAGUUAGCCAGCACUAGAAGGUGCCCUGAGACGCAGGUGAUGCCCUUACAGAAUCAAGCCCUGGUAGGUACUGCCGCGUCUCCCAGAGUGGCACUCAUCAAUAUAUAAAACAAUAAAGGGAGAAUGGUGCUGUUCAAAGUUACAUCCCUAUUCAUUGCAGAAUUUUAAAAUGGUUUAUCUCUUGGUCCACUUGCCUAAUUUCUCCAUUUUCUACCCCUGGCCCCCUAACCCUUAGGUUCUCUUGAGUUUCACUAGGAGACAUUACUGGAUGUCUUCCUUAAGCUGUACCAAGCCAUCGUCCUCCAUUGCUCCCAGGACUCAAGAGGAAUUUGUUUCUCUGCUGUCAGCUUCUGUCUGGCUUAGUAUAGCCUCACUCUGCCAUUAUGCAAAUGGAGAUCAAAGCAAUUCUGACUGUCCAGGAGCUAUCUCACUUUCUGCUGUGUGGGUGACCACAUAAAAAAAAGGCAAUUUUAGUGUAUUAAUCAUAGAUUAUUAUAAACUAUAAACUUAAGGGCAAGGAGUUUAUUACAAUGUAUCUUUAUUAAAACAAAAGGGUGUAUAGUGUUCACAAACUGUGAAAAUAGUGUAAGAACUGUACAUUGUGAGCUCUGGUUAUUUUUCUCUUGUACCAUAUGAAAGUAUAUAAAAAAUAUCAAAAAAGCUGAUGUGCAGGGAUUUUGCCUUAUUUGUCUGUAAAAAUGUAGCUCAGUAACAUAACUGCUUCUUGGAGCUUUGGAAUAUUUUAUCCUGUAUUGUUUGAAUCCCUCCUCUAUUUAAGACAUAGCCAUGGAAUCCACAUGUUUAUGGAAUAGUCUACCUUUUGCCUGCAGGUCAGUUGUAAUAAAUCUAGGAUGUGAUGAUGA